UAUUAAGUAAUGUUAUUUGAAUAAGCAAGCUACUGAGAAACAUUAAUUUAAGUUAUCGAAUGCAACAUGUACUUGAAACCUUUGCAGGUGGAACCUCUGAAAUUAUACCGGUACAAAGGUGUCAAUACGUCUUUCUACAAUUAUAUUUUGAGCCCUUUCCAUACACGACUUGUUGAGUGCUUACCCCUUUGGCUUGCCCCCAAUUUAAUAUCAACAUUGAGCUUCGCGUUUUCGAUGGCGGGGUUUUCAAUAGUUGCUUACUACGAUCCAGAUUUUUCUCUUGAUAAAGAAACCCACGUGGCACCGGUACCUCAAUGGGUGUGGCUCGCUGUUGCAUUUUGCGUGUUCACCUACUAUACCCUUGAUGGGUGCGAUGGUAUACAAGCUCGCAGGACAGGUACGUCGUCACCGCUGGGGGAGCUGUUUGACCAUGGUUUCGAUGCUUGGAACGGAUUGCUUCAUGUUUCCACUGUAAUUGCUUUAUUCGGCAUGCAUGAAGUACAACCUUUCUACGCAUAUCUCAUACUGGUUGUGUUUUCAUUUACCUUCUUCCUAAUAUACUGGGAAAAAUACGUCACAGGGGUUGUUAAUCUACCGUUGGGAAUGGAUUCUGGAUUGCUGGCGUUGAUUCUAAUGUACUUGUUGGCAGGAUUCUUCGGACCAUUCGCCCUUCAGGAAAACAUUCUGGGUUAUUUCUCAAUUAAAGAUUUUUUAAGACUGUUAAUUAAAUUUAUACCGUUCACCUCAUUCUUCGGCAGUUGCUACACUAUUUAUUGCUGUUCUAAGCGUGGGUGUAAAAUUUCAAAAAUGAAAAUGUUUGUUCCGCUGAUAUCUCCGAUUGUCGCGUUCAUUUUUUUAACGGCGUGGGCGUACUUUUCUCCAUCAAAUAUAUUACAACUUCAUCCUCGGUGGUUCUUUCUGCUGACUAGCGUCGUCGCGUGCGAUAUUAGUAUUGAUUUAAUUGUCAACCAAAUGGUCGACUCUACAUGUCCACCAAUCAAGAUGACAGUCGUCGCUUGCUCUCUAGCAUCAAUAUUUGCGCUACUUCCCCACGAAAUGAACAUGGAAAUCGUCACUUUAAAAUUCAUUACAUCUGUUCUUGUUUUAGCUCACCUUCAUUUUGUUUGUUCGGUGAGUAGAUUCCCAGAGUUGAACUAUAUUUCACGGCGUCGUAUCACCCAUGGAUGGGAUAUGCUGACUUGCUUGGAAACUGGAAGAUACCAGAUAGCUCGAUGCUCCAACCAGCACUGUAGACGUGCUGGGCGAUUCGGGAAAGACGCUUCUGGUGGUAUGCAGAAUGUAUAUUUAAGUUUCUGCUUGAUCAUUCGUCAAAUUUAA
Ciona intestinalis (vase tunicate) is the source of this 1338-nucleotide messenger RNA. The record is from RefSeq and is a predicted model, not a curated record. Lineage: Eukaryota; Metazoa; Chordata; Ascidiacea; Phlebobranchia; Cionidae.